Messenger RNA from Podarcis lilfordi (Lilford's wall lizard), 8523 nucleotides. The record is from the annotation of a GenBank genome assembly. Lineage: Eukaryota; Metazoa; Chordata; Lepidosauria; Squamata; Lacertidae.
AUGGCAGAAAGUGCAGAGUCCUCUGUGUCUGAGCGGGGCAUCACCUUCUUGAAAGAUGAAUUGCUGGGCAUUACAAUCCUGAAGCUAUCUGGCGCAGACGACGCCCCGCUAUAUCACGUCCAUCAGAAGAACGGCGUGCCGAUCUGCGACAACUUUCUGCUGGGAUGCUGCUAUUUGCAGGAGAAGUGCCCUUGCCAUCACACCCCGUUCCCCUACCACUGGCAGUGGCGCCGCCAGAAAGACAAAGUGUGGCUUAGUUUCAGUUUCUCAGCUCAGCAUCAUCUGGAGAAGCUCUACUGUAAUCAGGAAGUCCCCACGGUGCAACUGAGGGAUAGGUAAGGACCAUAACAUCUUUCUCCUUUCAGCUUUCGGUCGGAAAGAGCCCCAGAGCCAGGUUCAACUCCAGAACGUACUUGCGAUCCCUGGGUUCUGCCCCAGAACUUGUGAAGCAACUGAUAAAAGGGAAUGCCUGUCCUUCAGGGCUCACUAAGAAAUCAGCCUUGUUUCCUUCACAUCUGUCAUUAUGGGGCAGGGAUUAUGGUAAGGGCUGGUUGAAAUCCUGACAUCCAUACAGUGGUACCUCGGGUUAAGUACCUAAUUCGUUCUGGAGGUCUGUUCUUAAACUGAAACUGUUCUUAACCUGAAGCACCACUUUAGCUAAUGGGGCCUCCCGCUGCUGCUGCACGAUUUCUGUUCUCAUCCUGAAGCAAAGUUCUUAACCUGAAGCACUAUUUCUGGGUUAGCGGAGUCUGUAAACUGAAGCGUAUGUAACCUGCAGCGUAUGUAACCUGAGGUACCACUGUACUUGUAAAAUUUAGGUGUCUCGGGGGUUUUCAAAGUGUGUUCCAGGGAAACAGCACUUCAAACACUUUUCAGUGGUUUCUUGAAAAAGGAAAGUUGCCUGUCACUACCAUUUCUUGCCUUCUGGACACAAUUUAGGCUUGUAUGGAUGUUUAGCUGGACACAAUUUAGAGUUGUAUGGAUGUUUAGCCGUCCAGAAUCCCUGAAGGAUCACUUACCUCCAUAUCCGCCUGCCAUUACAUCAGAGUCUGUUUUUCGGGUGCACCUAGAUACGGUAGGUAGAGAGGGUGCCACUACACUUUUGAAGCACAUCUCCCCUCUCAGAGAACUCUGGGUGCUGUAGUUUUUUAAAGGCUGUUGGGAAUUGUAACUCUCUGACUGGUAAACUACAGCGCCCAGAAUUCUUUGCAGAAAAGGUUGAGCUUUGAAUGUGCUUCAGAGAUAUAAUGUGCACGCUUCCCUAGUGGCACUAAUAGUGACAUCCUGUCUCUAGGGAGGUUCACCUGAUGCAGAAUUUCUAGAUUUUUUUCUGUAAGCUAAAGACCGUUUACAGUAUUUCUCCAGGCCCUUUACAGAACAUUUAGCUCUCAAUUGUGUGUUUUGAUUCUGCCUUCAACUGCCGUUUUUUAUUUGUAUUUUGUUGUAAUAACCUUGUUUAAUCUCAUCUGGUGUAUUAGUACUGUAGUGCCAGUGUGAAUCAGUCAUAAAGGUUCAAGAGGCAGCACAUGGCAUUAAGUGUGGGACAGCUUCCAAACAGACUGGCAUGAGAAAUGCCUCUCCUAUGGAAAUAUAGACAACUGGACCAGAUAGGAGGAGCUUUUUUCUUUUCCUUUUCUUUUUUGGUACGGUCAGAGCCAGAUAACUAUGUAUAGCCCCCAAAGCUGUUGACUUUAUAAUAUGCAUCGAAAAGGUAGGGACAUCUGCAGUGUAUGGGUCUUGCAUGGACAGAUCACAGAAGAAAUAGGAAAGAUCCCAGUAGACAACUUUGCUGUCAUUGAGUGUGUGGUACAGAAUACUAGGUUUCAGCAAGGAGGUGAAGCUACACCAAGGCAAGGAACAUGUUGCACAUGUACUAUAGUGAAGACUUGUUGGCAUCCGUCAGCGUGACUGAAGACAGUGUGUAGGGCACAGUACCGUGGCAUUAUCUCAUACCACAGAAUUCACACUUGCUAAGAAUCAUCAACGGGAAUGUAUAUUUAGGUGAGUAUUUUCUAAGUUAGAAGUGGAGCUCUGAUUGAGCUUGUGAAUAAGGGUUAAUAACUUUUUAGCAACUCUUCUACUAGCUUUUACAGCAGUUUGAUAUGAAGGUGUUGUUUUUUAAAACUAGAUGAAGAUACUUAUAUAAAAAAAUACCAUUACCCAUGCGGUGAAAAGCUUCACCAGCUGUUUUCAGUAAAUCAAGUUAAAGGCGAAAGAGCAAAGCCAGGCAUUCCCUUCCUGUCAGAUGGCAACCGUAGAUCCUCGCCCUCUGGUGAUGGUUACCUUCCUUCCCUUGCAGGAAGGGCAACGUGUAUUUCUUAAACUUUAACACCAUGGCUCUCUCACCGAUACUGCUGUAUGACCAAGUAAGGCGACUGUCCAACAGCAGCAGCCCUGAUUGCAGUCCCUACCUCUUUACAGAGUGGAAGGUUUACUACAAUGAAAGUGACCAUUGGCUGGAAUACGAUGAGGUAAGAGGAUCCAGAGAUUUAAAAAAAAAAAAUUGAUUAUGGAGCCAUCUCAUUGUUUGGUUUCCUUCUAUCACCCUCUAAAAUUAACUGGGAGGGAAACAGGCACACUUAAGUCCUGUUGAAAUCAGCCAGAUUUGGGGUACUUCAAUUACUGUGCAAUUUCAUGACAAACCUAGAAAAAUCAUUUUCAAAAUGAUGGCUUCAAAUAGCGCUAUGCAAGCUCCACUGUAUUGUGCCUAGCUGGGAGGAUAGUCAACAAGUUGGGCAGGUGUGUUUCAUAAAGGGCUUUCCUAUGAUUUUCCUUACAGUAAUUGUGUGCAUGGGGCGCGGGUGGCACUGUGGGUUAAACCACAGAGCCUAGGGCUUGCCGAUCAGAAGGUCAGCGGUUUGAAUCCCCGCGAUGGGGUGAGCUCCUGUUGCUCGGUCCCUGCUCCUGCCAACCUAGCUGUUCGAAAGCACGACAAAAUGCAAGUAGAUAAAUAGGUACCACUCUGGAGGGAAGGUAAACGGCGUUUCCGUGCGCUGCUCUGGUUCGCCAGAAGCGGCUUAGUCAUGCUGGCCACAUGACCUGGAAGCUGUAUGCUGGCUCCCUCGGCCAAUAAAGCGAGAUGAGCGCCGCAACCCUAGAGUCGGUCACGACUGGACCUAAUGGUCAGGGGUCCCUUUACCUUUAAUUGUGUGCAUUGCAUUAAUGUGAUGUGAGAAAACCCCAAGAGUUGGUCUCAGGGUCCAGCAUAGUCAUGCUAAUAAGAACCUUUGGGUGUGGUCUGGUGUGCCUGGAUAGUGUUUCUCAAAUGGUGGGUCAGGGCAGGGUGACCUUGGACCGCUUUCAGGUGGGCCUCAGUGCACAACCCGCCUUGUCCCCUAGCUGUGUCAUAACAUUUUGGUUGGGCCAACGUCAGCACCGGCAACUGAGUAAAAGUGGCCCGGAGACAGAGCAUUUCUGAAGAGUUCCCUCUCCCGAGGGGAAAAGAGCCAGAGGAGGUAUCGAAAGAAAUUGCAAAAUGAGAUAAAAGGUUAAUAUUUAUUAUUAUUACAUUAAUUGGAAAGAGAAAGGAAUAAGAGAGGAAAGCUGUCUAGGAGGAAGAAGUGACUGAAAGGAGCAGGGAGGAGGGAUGAAAGAAACCAACAGAAAGGUCUGUGGAUAAGGUACAAGUUGUUUGUGAGAGGAGAAUGGGAGAAGACAUUACAGGAGAUGGGCGAAAAUACCGUAUUUUUUGCUCUAUAAGACUCACUUUUCCCCUCCUAAACAGUAAGCGGAAAUGUGUGUGCGUCUUAUGGAGCGAAUGCAGGCUGCGCAGCUAUCCCAGAAGCCAGAACAGCAAGAGGGAUCGUUGCUUUCGCUGAGCAGCGAUCCCUCUUGUUGUUCUGGCUUCUGAGAUUCAGAAUUUUUUUCCCCUUGUUUUCCUCCUCCAAAAACUAGGUGCGUCUUAUGGUCUGGUGCAUCUUAUACAGCGAAAAAUACGGUACAUUGAGAGGCAUGUAGGGAUGAGAAGGGGGGAAAUAUAAAAGAAAAAAAGUCUUCUCCAAUUAGAGCUUCUCUGGAUCAGCAAAUUCCACCUGUAAAAGGGAGGCUGAUUCACAUUUGCCUCCAGAGCAAAUGUCUGAAUUUGGUUUGAGGAAAGCCAAGCGAGGGAACUCCUUGCUGCAAGGAAAAUGCUGUGGCAAAAGAACUUCGCAAUUCCCAAAAAAAUUGUUGUUGUUUUCAUCCGUCUGUCUCAAGAGACAAUGGAGGGUGAAGUCAAACCGCUAGGUUAGCAACACAGAAGAGACAUCCUCAAGGCUCAAGACUGGCUAGUGUGUGUGGAAGUCCUGGGCUGCCUUGAUGACAAGCCCCUUCUCUCUUGGCCUCGCUGAUACUGUGAAAGCAGAGCAAGACGUUUGGCACCAGCUUGACUGCGGGAGUUGCCGGAAAGAAGGUCUUAGGAACUGCGCUCUGGAUUUGUGUAGGGCUUCCACAGAAAGUGAAGUUAGUAAUUGCCAGCUGAUUAUUCAAAACUCUGCAUCUACCUGUCGCCAUUCUGUGACGGGCUUUUCCUCUGUGCCACGAUUUUGUGUCUGGUGGGCCUCAGGUGGGCCCCGAGCAUAGAAAGUUUGAAAAAACACCUGUUCUAGAGGAUGGGAGGAAUUCUGGUGUUUUCUCUCCAUAGCCUAUCGCACAGGAACUCGUCGCUGCUUUCGAGCGGGGCAUGUGGAACCAUGCCUUCCGUGUGCAAGAUCAAAUCUACAAUGUAGACCUCAAACAGUUUAUCCAGCGCAACGUAAAGAUGGGCUUCACCCGUGACAUCACGUUCCGACCCGUCUGGCGCUCAGCUGACAUUACCGUGCGCUGCUUGCGGUGAGUUUGGACCCAGAUCUUCCUCCUCAGAGUUUCUGGACCCGAGAGCACAUGUCUAAUCCUUAUGCCCAUGAAUUGCAGAACACUGUACUGUAUAUUUUUGUGUAACGAUGUUGCCAAUGUGCAAGUUAAUUAGUGAAGAACUUAGAGUUCUGAUUGUAUCUUUUUUUUUUUUAAAAAAAAAAACUUAACCCCUGAAGAAAUUUAAGAAAAUGGUAUAGUAGUAGGAACUUAGUACAGACAGGGCAUUUUUUUCAGCCCAAACUCACCGGAACUCAGUUCCAGUACCUUUCAGGUGGGCGCCAUUGCCAUUAUAAGAGAACAAGGGAGGCAGUCGUCGUGAGUUCCGACACUGAGUUACAUGUACUGAGUUACAGGUACCUUUUUAAAGGGGAUGCGGGUAGUGCUGUGGUCUAAACCACUGAGCCUCUUGGGCUUGCCGAUGAGAAGGUCGGUGGUUCGAAUCCCUGCGGCAGGGUGAGCUCCCAUUGCUCUGUCCCAGCUCCUGCCAACCUAGUGGUUCGAAAACGUGCCAGUGCAAGUAGAUAAAUAGGUACCUUUCCGGCGGGAAGGUAAAUGGUGUUUCCAUGCUCUCUGGCUUCCGUCAUGGUGUUUCGUUGUGCCAGAAGAGGUUUAGUCAUCCUGACCCCAUGACCUGGAAAGCUGUCUGUGGACAAACGCCGGUUCCCUCAAGAUGAGCGCCGCAACCCCAUAGUUGCCUUUGACCAAGGGUCCUUUACAUUUUACUUUUUAAAAACAGGAGUGGAGAACCUUGGGCCCAGGAGCUGAAUGCAGCCUUCUAAGCUUCUCUGACUAGGCUUUGAAACUCUUCCUAAGCUGUGCUCCUCAGCAGGCCUCCUCUGUGUUUUGCUUGGCUGGAAUGUGUCCUUGAAGUGCGAUCAUGUGAUCAUGCUUCUUGCUUGCCUGGCUGGAGAGGGGUAUCUGUGUUUGUGUGUGUAAACCUGACUUCUGCAUAGCUGGAAUGUAGCUCCCAGUACAAUAGUAAGAGCCACAACUGUUGCUCUGCUCAAUUUUGCCUCUGACCCUGUCCACCACUGUGCGGCCCCCAGAAGGUCUUUUAAGAGGGAAUAUGGGCCUUUGGCUUGAAAAAGGUUCCUCACCAAUGUUUUAAAGUGUGUAUUGUUUGGAGGAGGGUUGUCCUGAUUUUAGACUGCACAGUCUCACUAGUAUGUAAGACCCACACUCAUGAAUUGCCAUGGUCUGGACAAACGGAAGAUUGGUGUGGGAUGCAUGUCUAGAUUUUGGAGUGCAGCCAUGCAUUGGAUAAGUCACACGACAUUAAAAGUAGAUAAUACAUACAUUUGACCUAUAAUAUGCUAAGGAGCUUUGUGAUGCUGGUGAAGCCACCAGCCGUGAUUGGUUGAGUGGCCCUAAUGUUGCAGGAGGAGUGGGGCAGCCAGAGGGUAGGGAGGGGCUGAGGGAGAUAGAAGGCUUGGUGGAGCUAGAUAAGCGGUCGGAAGAGGGCGUUGGUGUAGGAAAACGCUAAGCGAGUGGCAAACUGGGAGAGAGAAUGGGCAGAGGUGAGAGAGAUGCACACGGCCAAGAUUUCUUGACCCCUGAGGAAGUUCCCCAGUUCAUUGCUUAAAAACUGAUCAAAUGUUUGGGGUGACUUAAUCAGUGCAGAGGUUAGAGGUUCCCAGUUAGCUAAAUACUAUGGACCCGUUGUUUUCCAAAAACCAAGCCAUAGACUCCCUCCUUAUGAAAAUUCUGGUAUCUCCAUGGUAGUUUUUGUUACGUGAAUGCUGCCACAGGCCCUCUGUGUGGGUGACAAGGAACCACUGAGUUAGUGCAAUUCAUGACGCUGAAUGAGAGAGUGUUUGUGUGAGUGAGAUCAGCUGGUCAAUAAUAAGUUUGCACAGUCUCCCCCCCUCUCUCUCUCUCCCAACCCUCUAUUAAAAUAUAGGGGUCUGCCUGCAAACAAGGCAGAACCAGAGGCAGCUGAUCCUGUUCCUUUGUCCUUUUUCCCUUCCAGGUCGCUUGCUCCACCCCUGACCACUUUGGCUCUCGCAGGAGAAGAUCCUUUGGAUUUGUUCUGUGGGCCUUAUCCUGCGGCCUGCGUCCCGCCACCUCAAGGGGGCUCUUCUUUCACAAUGGCAGAAGUGACUCUGUCAGAAGUAGCCCAUCAGAUGGUGAGGAAGCUGUUCCAUGCCAAGUUGCCCGAGGAUCAGGCGUUGGUGCUGGCUAUCUACCGCAUACGCAAUGACCAACUCUGGGAUAUGUACAUGAGGUGAGAAGCCUAGUAUACACACGACAUACGGUAAUGCUUUCCUAGUGCUAGCCAUUGGGUUUGGUUUGCCUCAUAUAGCAGGAGUUGCUAAUAUGGUACAAUGGUCCCCUUAAAAUCUUCCCUUGGAACCCACAAAGUCUCUGAGCCCCCUCCCUCAACACUUGGUCAUGAAUAAUAAUAAUAAUAAUAAUAAUAAUAAUAAUAAUAAAUUUGUACCCUGCCCUCCCCGGCUGGAGCCAGGUUCAGAGCGGUUAACAUCAUAUAAAUAAAACAAUAUGCAUAAAAACAAGCAAUCCAUCGAUUAAAAUGCAUCCCAAAAUUUAAAAUCCCAAAAAUUAAAAUAAAUUAAAAUUAAAGUUAAAACUGGACAAAUGACAGUCCUCAGGUUAAAACUGAAAGCGGUUAAUACUCGCCAGGGAAAGGGGCCUAGAAAAAUUUCUAAUCAUAAUUUGGUCGACUUCCCUCCACUCCUCCUCUUGGUCCCAUUAUAAUAUACUUAUUCAUGUAUGUCCAUUAAACCUUAUAUACUUAACAAUCCAAUUUUAAAACCUUCUUCAUCUUAUUACAAGUGACUUUUAAAAGUUAUACUGUUAUGUACUGAGUUGAAUAGUAUACUAAUGUAAAAAACUAUACACAGAGCUUUAAAAAUAUGCAUUAAACAGUUGCCCUUUUUUGUAAGGUUACCAAAAAAAUUUCAGUAAAUCCGGGGACACUUUUCAACUUCAAUGGAUUUUGUAUGGGGACUGAUUUGUAAAUCCAGGGACUGUCCCCAGGAAACAGGGACGUCUGGUAACCUUACUUUUUUGUAAUAAUUUGCCCUGCAUAGUUCAAUAAUUUAUUUUGCCAAUCUUCUUCUUUAUCUUCUUUGGCCGACGCUUCUUCCUUCCAUUGGGACUGACUGGUCUUAGCCUGGCAUCCAUUCCACUGUGAUAUAUUUUUAUGACACCGCGGUGUAUAGACCAUUUUUAUUAAUAAAUAAUUAAAUUAAAAUAAAAUAAAAUGAUCCACUUUUCUUUUUCUCUCUCUUUCCCAUCAGCCAGAAGAGGCUCAUGUUCCAGGUACGCUCAAAAAAGGAGCAUCCCUCAGUGGAGAGACAUCUCUUUCACGGCACAGCGGCAUCUCGGAUCAAGUCUAUUUGCAUAGGCAACUUUAACCCCGACCUGGCAGGAUCAGUCCAUGGUGCAGUUUUUGGCCGGGGUGUUUACUUUGCUAGGGAUGCCUCCUACUCAAACACCUACGCCUUAGCAGCCAAGAACAAUGUGCGUCACAUGUUCCUGGCCAAAGUGCUGACUGGUCGCUGGUGGAGAGGCCACUCAUGUUUAAGGCAAACUCCCCCCCAUUUUGACUCCUGCACAGAUUGUGUCCGUGACCCACACAUUUUUGUCAUCUUCAGAAGCUGCCAGUGCUACCCCUAUUUCCUGAUUCGCUACAAGGAAGUGAAGACACCUGUAGCUGUGGAUAUGUGA